Molecule: messenger RNA, 1522 nt
Organism: Glycine soja
Lineage: Eukaryota; Viridiplantae; Streptophyta; Magnoliopsida; Fabales; Fabaceae
Exons: 6
Coding region: 151-1149 (332 amino acids)
Cellular component (GO): nucleus
Source: RefSeq, a predicted model, not a curated record
UUCGAAAUCGGAACAAAGGGCAUUUUUGUGAUUUCGGUGUUAUAAAGAGAGAGAAACUCAAAGAUAGAGACAGAAGAAGAAGAGAGAAGGUAUAAGCAGCCGUUUUUUCUGUUGGUAUAUGAAGGUGGUGAAGAGAGAAGAAGAAGGAGAAUGGUGACGGACCAGGAUAUAGCGAAAGGGGUGGAGUCUCUACUGCGUCACUCUGACCCAAACUCCAUAACUACGGUUAACGGUGUCGUUCAGCAGCUGGAGGCCAAACUAGGGUUAGACCUCUCUCACAAGGCCAGUUUCAUCAGAGACCAGAUCGACCAUCUUCUCCGGUCACAGCCACAGGCAUUUGUUCCUCACCCUCCUCCACUUCACAAAGACUAUUUUGCCCCUCACCCCCAACCGCACUUUCCGACCACCCACUUUCCUUCCCAUUUUGCCCUCCAUGACGAGAUCAACUUCCAGCAGCACCCCCGCGCUCCUCCACCGUGCAAAGUUGAGACCUUUCCUCCUCAAAAUGCUCACACUGUUGCCCCUCCUCAAGUGCCCAAAGAAAGUGUUCAAACUGGAGCCAAAAGAAGAGGUGGCGCUGGUGGUCUAAACAAAGUUUGUGGUGUUUCUCCUGAACUUCAGGCAGUUGUUGGUGAGCCGGCAAUGCCAAGAACUGAGAUUGUGAGGCAGCUGUGGGCAUACAUAAAGAAAAACAACCUCCAAGAUCCUGGUAACAAAAGAAAGAUAAUUUGUGAUGAUGCACUGCGUUUGGUAUUUGAGACAGACUGCACCGACAUGUUCAAGAUGAAUCAGUUGCUAGCUAAACACAUUAUCCCACUUGGACCUACAAAGGAGUCACAGGCUAAACGAGUGAAGCUGGAUGCUGAAAUUAAAAUUGAAAGUGCUGAACCUGCUUCAUCUACUGUGGUAAUAUCUGAAGCACUUGCUAAAUUUUUGGGCACUGAGGGAAGAGAGAUGCAACAAGCUGAAGCCAUAAGACUUGUUUGGGAGUACAUCAAGCUUCACCAUUUGGAGGAUCCUUUAAAUGCAAUGGUGAUAUUAUGUGAUGCAAAGCUUCAAGAGCUACUUGGAUGUGAAAGCAUUUCUGCUUUAGGAAUACCAGAGAUGUUAGCACGCCAUCAUCUAUUUAAACAGUCUGACACCUGUUAGUGCUGAUCAAUUGUUGCCAUAUAAGGGCAUGGUCAGCCCGGAAUGCUGGUUAUAUGUUUCUGCUCGCUAGAUCGUAUAGGAACUUUUUACUUAUUCAUGUAACUUCAUUUAUCUUUUUGUUCACUGAUAUGUGUAAACUGUAUGUUGUCUGACAGUUAUUAGGUUCGUUGUUUAGAAUGAGAAUGUAUACCUUGAGCUAGGCGAGAAGUAUAUUGUAUUUAAGAUUUGCCCUUGAGGUUACUCGUGCAUUUUAUUUUUAUCAGUUCUAAAUGUCUAACCUCAACUGACUGAAGGAAUCUGAACUCGAAUUUCUGAAACUUUUGUACAUUGAGAUACACCAGCUACUCUAAACUGCUCACCUUGUUUUACCAAA